AUAAUAAAUUGUUGUUUUUGUUAAAGAAAAAUAAGAGAGAAAAGAUAGAAAAAGAAAUUAAGAACAGAAACUAUUUUUUCGUUUUUUGUUUUUGUUUGGUUGAUUUAGAAAAGUCUACAAUUAAGAGUAUUUGGGGAGGAAAUGAUUGGAGAUGGUAAUUAACAGGCUCUGUAGGCGCUACUUCUGCACACCUUCUCUUUAUCCUUCUUCUCUGUCUCAGCCAUGGCUGUUUGUUGGUUUGGGCAAUCCCAGUCUUAAAUACAAAGGAACAAGGCACAAUGUA
This is a messenger RNA of Camellia sinensis, 283 nucleotides long. The record is from RefSeq and is a predicted model, not a curated record. NCBI's taxonomy places the organism in Eukaryota, Viridiplantae, Streptophyta, Magnoliopsida, Ericales, Theaceae.